ACAGAGACAGAACAACCUAUCAUUGGAGAUUGGGGAUUCUAUAAUGUUGGAAAUCAACUGCCAUCACCAUGGAGAAAUACAUCGACUAAUGGUCGUUCAGUAAUAUAUUGUGAUGAUGAUAUGUGUGGACAGAUAUAUAAACCAUUGGAAGGCUUCUUCUAUGCAUACUUUGAAGGUAGCACAGUGGGCUCGAUCACCUUGGAGCAGGACUUUGACGUGCGUCCAUUCACCAACAACAUGUCAAUGUUUCUCGACUUCUCGUGCUCGUCCAACUCCUUCCAGAUCAAGUCGUCGUCCGUCUCCUUCCGCGUCAGCAUCAACGACAUAAACGUCAUGGUGCUCUCCAACACGCUAAACAUCAUCGACUACCACAUAGACAUCUCCUACUACCUCAACUUCAGCUCGCCCACCAAUAAGAUCAAGUUCACCUCGACCCGAAGUGUCAACGACUUUGGCGACUUUGACUACUCGUCGCCCAGGUCAUUGGGCAACGAUGACUUCCAAGGCUUCUUCUUGUCGGGCGUGACAGUCCUGCCAAACUACCCAUCAUAUAUUUCAUCCGAUAUCUAUGUGGACUUGGUCAAGGGAUCAGACCGCAAUGGCGAUGGAUCUGCCAACUCGCCAUUCUCCUCACUCUCAAUGGCCCUGUAUCGUAUCAUGCCAACGUACAACAUCUUCCUCGCGGACGGUGUGUACUGCGGCUUCACAUUCUGGUACUCAAUCACAAAGUCCGUGUCGAUCAUUGGCACCUCACGCGACGGCACCAUCAUCAAUGGCCAGGACAGACUACAGGCGUUCCACGUGGCCGGUGGCAUCAUUCAGGUGAACAUCGCCAACGUGACCAUCACCAAUGCCUACUCGAGCGCAAUGGUCAAUGGUGGUGCGGCUCUGCUGCUCGAGGGAUCGGUCAGCACGGUGGUCAUGAGCAAUGUGUUGGUCAUCAACAGUCGAGACUACGCCAACAAGGGUGUUGUGACGGCCAGUGGAAACGUGGACCUAUAUCUCAACGAUUGCACGAUCACCAACUGUUCACAAUCGGUCACAUCUUCAUUCGGCCCGGCUGUCAAUGUGCUCAGCUUCAAUGCACUCACUGUGCCGGCAAGACUACACAUCACCGAUACCACGUUAACGCGAAACGAGUUCGCACUAUAUGUGGAUCGCGCCACCUCGGUGAGCAUCACUGGAAGCUUGUUUGAUGGCGGCCAGAGCUCCAACAACGAUGGAGAGUGUGUGACCUCGUUGUCAUCGGUGACAGACGUCUACAUCACGACCUCAUCAUUCCUGAAUCAUCGCAAUGGUGCACUGUGCAUCACUCACUCGCAGGCCUGGAUCUCAGACUCAGUGUUCAACAACAAUACCAACUACCUGGGCGAGUUUGGAAUCAUGUACAUCACACAAUCGUCCACGGUAGAUAUAGACAAUGUCAACAUCACCAAUGUGCAAGACCUCCAGGGCAUCGGCCUGUUCAUCACCGAGAGCUCGAUCGUGACCAUCCGCAACAGCAUCAUCAGUGACCUGAAUAGCAAGCUACUGGACGCCUCGCUGAUCCAAUCAUCCGAGUCGACACUCACCAUCAACAACACGCAGAUCUUCAACGUUCAGAUGCUGAUGAUCGUCUCCACAUUCUUGGGCGAGCUGACCAUUCUUGACAGUGAGGUGCGCGACACCACCGGCAGCGUGGUCUAUUCUUCACAAACAUAUGUCUACCUUGCCGACAGUAUAUUCUACAACAACUUCAACUCACCGUCCUACACAUUCCUGCUCUCAUCGAGCAACAGUGUGAUCACAGGAUCUAGGUUUGAAAGCCAGCGGGGCACAAUGCUCAUCCGCUUCAAUGAUGUCUACAUCAUCAACUCGACCAUCACCAAUAACACACAAACGUUCGUCGUGGUCAGUAGUGACUCGACGCUCUUCCUUCACGGUUCAACGAUAUCCAAUAACUACAACACGAUGAUCGACACCGAGCAGGGCGGCCAGGUGAAUAUCAACAACAGUACAAUCAUCGACAACUUAGACAAUACUGCUUAUAGUGGAGGUGUAAUAUCAAUGACAUCAUCGGGAAUUGUAGCAUUACGUGGUAGUACAUUCGAAUCUAAUCAAGCGGAAGAUGGAGGAGCAAUCAUCAUAGUGUUUGGACCUACCUACGUGUCGCAAAUGAUCACCAUUGUCGAGUGUAUAUUCACCAACAAUACGGCACCAUACGGUUUGAUUAUGGCUUCGAAUCCAGUCAAGCUGCAAUUCGAUGAGAGUCAGUUCCCCUUGGUGAUCAUCUCCAACGUGACCACAUUCACUGGCUAUGUCACGGUGAUUGACCUGUUCAAUCAGACCGUGCCAAUCUCUGUCAGCUUGAACAAGUUGGUCUACCUGCGACUCAACGAGGUGACCAUUAGCAUGAUGCCCGUCGUCAAUGGAUACGCCAACUUCACAAACGUGCAGCUCAUUGGCAAGGUAAACAAUACCGCCUCGAUCACCUUCCUAUGCAACGACCGUUCAAUCAUCCCUGUCGAAAUGGCCGCCUUUGCCCACCAUCAUGGCUUGCUUCCCGGGCCAACAACCUACCGCCUCAGGGACACUGUGCAGCCAAUGCCCGCUAGGCUCAUACGGAUACAAUGGCCAGACAUGCUUGCCAUGUCCAGACAACUCAUAUUGCGCCGGUGGAACGCAGGUCGAUGCUCGACCAGGCUACUGGUACGACGAGAAUGA
This is a messenger RNA of Acytostelium subglobosum LB1, 2703 nucleotides long. RefSeq lists its product as hypothetical. The transcript is spliced from 2 exons. NCBI's taxonomy places the organism in Eukaryota, Evosea, Eumycetozoa, Acytosteliales, Acytosteliaceae. The annotation marks the transcript as partial. The record is from RefSeq and is a predicted model, not a curated record.